AUGGACAAGUACGAGGACCAGACCGUCAUCCUGCCCGACGGCAGAACGCUCGCCUUCGCCAUCUACGGCGUCGACGACCUCACAGCCCCCGUCAUCUUCCACCUGCACGGCUUCCCAGGCUCGCACCACGAGGCCUACCUGCUCAACGAGGCCGCCACACAGCACGGCGUGCGCCUCGUCGCGCCCUCGCGGCCGGGAAGCAGCAAGUCCACCUUCCACUCCAACCACACCAUCAUCAACUACCCCGAGGACAUCCUCGCCCUGGCCGACCAGCUCUCCAUCCGCCGCUUCGCCAUCAUCGGCGUCUCGGGCGGCGGGCCCUUUGCCAUCUCCUGCUACCGCUCCCUGCCGCGCGACCGCCUCGUCGGCAUCGGGCUCGUCGCCGCCCUCAUGCCCAGCUCGCUCGGCCUCGAGGGCAUGAUGUUGUCCACGCGCGCGCUUCUGUGGAUCGCGCCGCACGCGACGGGGCUCGUGAGCCGCGUCUUCGACGGCAUGCUGGGGUCCAAGGCGCGCGACAUGGACCACCCGGAGAAUCUAGAGAAGACCAUGGACGAGGACUUUGAGCGGCGCCCAGCGAUGGACAGGGAUCUGUACAAGUCGAACCCAAUCGUGCGUGAGGUCAUGGUCCGCUCGGUGAGGGAGUCGAUGCACGGUGGUUCGUACUCUGCGGCGUGGGAGGCGAGGCUUCUCGGGAGCAGCUGGGGAUUUGAUCUGGAGGAUGUCAAGGUGGACGAGGGACGGUUGAUUAUUUGGCAUGGUGAUCAGGAUGUCAACGUGCCUGUUGCGAUGGCGGAGAAGGCGGUUGCGAGGCUGCCCGGGGCUGAGCUGAGGAAGCUCGAGGGCGAGAGUCAUAUGACUAUCACGAUGAGGGCGGAUGAGUUUAUCAGAGAGAUGAAACAGAUGCUGGAGGAGUAA
This is a messenger RNA of Clonostachys rhizophaga, 915 nucleotides long. NCBI's taxonomy places the organism in Eukaryota, Fungi, Ascomycota, Sordariomycetes, Hypocreales, Bionectriaceae. The record is from the annotation of a GenBank genome assembly.